GGGAGGGAGUGAGAGAGAGAGAGAGAGAGAGAGAGAGAGAGAGAGAGAGAGAGAGAGAAGCUGUGUGUUACAGCUUUCUUUCACCAGAAUGAGGGAAAUGAUGGAGUUUAGGUUUCUCUGUACAGGACCGAUGAAGACACUUCUGACUCGAUAAAACUCCUUCAGGACAAAAUGAACCCAGACUCCCUGGACUCCUCCAUCCUGAACACUCUCUCCACUCUCUACCCUCCGUUUGAGGUCACAGCUCCCACCAUCCUCGGCCAACUAUUACACGUAAUUGAGGGUCGUUAUGUUGGCGAUUCGCUUCAGUGCCUAACCGACUUCCUGAUCCCAGCCAGACGGCUCCUGGACAGAGUGCGCCAGGCUGCUUGUGUGCCAUAUUCAGACUUACCGUUCCAUUGUUCGGGCUGGCCGCUUUGCCUGUAUGACCAUAUUUUAAUCCAUCUCGCUCCCAUCAACCCCCUGCUGCUGUCAUUUGAAGACUUCUACAUACAGGUGGUGCCGUUUAAGAAGCAGGCAGCCCGUAUCGUGGUUCGAUGCCUAUUGGAUGAGGAGCAGCAUGAUUUGGAGGAAACUCCGAUACCCGAGGACUCAUUUACCUGUAUUUUCACCCAGGACUGGCUAAAAGAGCUCAACGUAGGCAGGCAUGGAAGGCCGCUGCGUCACUGUGUGCUGGCUACUGAGCAAUGCAUAGUGAAGGUGCCUUGGGAUCAGGUGGCCUACCCAGAGUUUGAGAAACAGCCACAGUACAUGGAUUCAUCUGGUAUUUCCAAUCAACAGCAGCCAUUGAAUGGAUCUUCCUGGCAGGGUUAUUCGGUCGAAACCAGAAUUUGUCCUGCUAAGGAUGGAAUUGCAGUGUCUUUGUGCUUGGUAGACAGCUCCAGACAGAGUGAGAUGAAUCAAGCCAUGCCUGGAAUGAGGCCGCUUGGCUGGGUGUCUCCUAAUACUUGGGACAGUCGCAGUAAAGUGUGUUUUGUGGAUGAGGAUGUAAAUGAUGUGGAGCAUAUCAAAGACUUUGGAGACUCUCAGACAAAUGUUCAACUUAGAACAUGUUUGCAAAGGGUGCAAAAGGUCACACCUCCUGUAGGCCAGGGUCAUGCAGCCCAUGAUCGUCCCACCUGCGGACGGACGGUAAGGUUUGCAGAGCAGCCUUGCACUCCUUGCUUGAGGAGGAAGCAUGGACAGGGGACCAAGAAUCAAAAAUGUCGGUACAAGGAGUAUUGCAGGGAAGAACAAUGUUCUGUUAGAAAUGAAAACAGGCUAAAAGAACCAAUUAUCUCUGAGACACCAGUGAGGACAGAUCAUCUCCUCAAACCAGUUUGGAAACAAUUCCCACAGAUUCCAACUACAAAUAACAACUCAAAUGAAAAUCAUAGAAAAGAACCUGAAAAUUAUCAGGGUAUUUUUGCAGACAUGACAGAACUGAGUGAAGGAACCAUUGCCUCUUUCACCCCAAAUGUGGUUGAAACAGAACCUGAGAAAAGUCACACAGUCAUCCAAAGAUAUUCCAGUGAGGAAAAAUUGGACAGCAAAACCGACAUGACCCCAAGGUUACAUGUAGCUCAUGGGAAAAAGGCCACUACAUUUGGACUUGUUUCACCAAAGUUAAACAGACGGAAGCAACCGAUGCAAGAAGAAGCUCAGAACCAGAAAAAUCUUCCCCUUCUUUCUAAGGGACCUCACACAAAUAAAACUGUAUCCUCAUUACACCAUACUGAUAUUAAAAAGACUGGAAAGACAUCACCGUUCCCAGCUCCGUCUGAUCCAGAGACCUACCUCCUGCAAGCAGGACUAUCUUGCCUGACAGGUGGCAGAGAUCACACAAACAGAGUAGUAGUGGAGGUUUAUGGUGAUCACCAGCACUGGGGGUCUCCUCUGAUGUCCAGCAUGGCGCUUUGUAAACUUCUGCUGUAUUUCCAUACGACCACUAGGAUGGAGGAGAGAGAGUUUGGAAUGACCGUUGUGUACGAUAGCCGCAAGAUACCGCCACACACAGAAUUCUUUGAAGCUCUGCAGAUGGUGCAGGAGCAGAAUCCAGAAGCAAUCCACUGUGUGCUACUGCUGAUCAGUAAGGAGAAAAGUUAUAGCUCCAGGAAAUACCACGGAGACAUGGAGGUCGUGACAUCCCUGAAAGCUCUUCACAGAUAUAUAGAUUACAGCCAGCUGAGCCCAGCCCUGGAAGGCACUUUUCUUUACAGUCACCGAAACUGGUUGCACCUUCAUCAGGAACUGUAUCCAUUUGUGUUUGCCAUGAAGGAAGCAUCUAAUUUGCUUCUAGAAGCCAUGAGGAAGUUAGAAGGGGUCCAUAAAAUAGACACAGCUCAGGAUGUACAGCAGUGUAUUAAUGACCAAAGUGUUCUAAUGAAGGAUGUAUUUGAAGACACCCAAUUAGUUACCUUACAAAGGGAAGGUGGAGCCUUUUUGGCUAGGUUGAGAUGGGAGAGCGACGUAAGAGGAACACACUAUGAGACAAACUGUAAGGUUAUGGAUACUGCGGAUGCCCUUUACGACAAGAUAGAGGAACAUGUCCAUGUGCUGGUGAGAAGGUCCAAUGUAUCAUUUCAACACCUUGGAUUCUUGCUACAUCUCAGAAAGAUGGAAUCAAGGUUUAUGGAGAUAAAGGAGUGGUUUGAUGUGGAGGGUGAGAGACGAAUACUCCAGGCUGAAUCUGCAGAGGAACCAAGCAGGAGCUUUGAGGAGAUUCUCCAAUGCUUAACCGCUGUCCUCACUGAAGCUAAUGAGCAUAAACUUCAGGCGAUAAUGUUACUGAAUGAAGCAGAAAGCAUUCAGGGACCAAACUAUCCUGAGACAGAAGUGUUCCACAUAAUGAUAUCUACAUUCAAAUCCAACUUGUCUGAAUUUCUCUCUCAAGCAGAGCAGUACUGUGAUGAGCUGAAGACUAUGCAAAAUGUCUGCCACUUCUGUGAGAGGGCAACUGAGGUGGCCAUAGACUGCUCUCAGCAGUUGGAACAAGAGAGACUGCAGUACAUGAAUCAUCAAGAGAAAUUGGCUAAUCUUCAGGAAUGCCAUGAAAAGCUCAGCCAGUUUUCCCCUGAACACUUCCAAGAAGCAAAGACCCAGGCCUGGUCUCUGCAGAACCCCUGGGGGAGGAAGGUGUGGAACAUGACUUGGCUAAGGUGUCAGGAGGUCAGUCAGCAACUGGAGGACAUACUGCAGGAGUUGGAGCAACCAUCGGUACCUGUAUCUUCACAGAAUCAGUGGCACAGUAAUGUAGGAAAAGAGAGCACUGAUAUAGAGCGAAUGCUUCCACAGCCUGACACACACAAGGACCAACCUGAAUGCACAGAAGUCCGGCAUAACCGAGACAGCAUCCACGGCACGGUGACCUGCUUCAACUUCAACUUCAGACAAUCCCGUAGAGGACAUAAAGGGCCCAAAAUGGCUCCAGUUGCAGAUACCGACCAGAGGUCAACCAGAAAAACAACCCAUGACCACAGGCAAGCAACAGUUGCAGGCUCUGAAACCGUUGGUUGCCAGUGGUUCAACUGGCACCACAACUCAACCAAAUACACUAAGGAGGACUCUUUUUCAGCUUCCAGUUCCUCUAAGAUUCAGAUCCUACCAUCUACGUUCACUGAAUCUAAGACCUCACCACCCAUCUGCUCCAAUUCCCAAAUCGUAAGACCUAACUGCUCUGAAACUCAGACCUCAGUGAUCCAGAACCCAAUACAACUUUGUGGUAGCUCUUCCCAUUCGGAAGAGAAUGCUAGCUGGGAGAAUGAAGCAGCAAGCACCAUGUCAAGUCCUGGCAUUGAAAGCAGCAAUAUGAGACUACAGUGCAUCAUGGAUGAAUUGUUGCUGACAGAGAUGGAGUAUGUAAGAUCUCUGGCUUACAUCCUGACUCAUUAUCUCCCCCUGCUGGCCCAGCCAAAUGUGCCUCCAGACUUGAGAGGCCAGCGUGGAAGGAUCUUUGGGAACCUCGAGAAUCUAUAUGCCUUCCACUGCGGUUACUUCCUACAGGAGCUUGAGGCUUGCAAGACUGAACCACUCCAAGUGGGCGGUUGCUUUCUCAGACAUAGAGAGAAUUUUGGGUUGUACGCUCUCUACAGCAAGAACAAGCCUCAGUCAGAUGCUCUGAUCCAACAGCAUAAGUUCUUCAAGAGUAAGCAGCUGGAGUUGGGAGACAGCAUGGAUCUAUCCUCCUACCUGCUGAAGCCAGUACAGAGGAUCAGUAAGUACAGCCUGCUGCUGCAGGAGAUGCUGGAGGAAUGUGGAUCAGAGCAUGUUGCAGAACGCAAGGAGUUCCAGGGUGCUGCUGAGGUGGUCCGAUUCCAACUACGCCACGGAAACGACCUGCUCACCAUGGACGCCAUCCAGGACUGUGAUGUGAACUUGCAAGAACAAGGCCAGUUAAUUCGCCAAGAUGAGCUCUAUGUAUCGUUUCGCAAGAAGCGCGCUUUGCGCCGAGUAUUUCUGUUCCAGGAUCUUAUUCUGUUCACCAAGACGAAGAAAACACACCGUGGAGAUGAUGUGUAUGUCUACAAACAGUCUUUCAAGACGUGUGACAUUGGACUAACCCAGAACUGUGGGCAGAGUGGCUUGUGCUUUGAGAUCUGGUUCAGAAGAAGAAAAGCUCAGGACACAUAUACACUUCAGGCAGAGAGACAGGACAUGAAAGAGGCCUGGACUGCAGACCUGGAGCGCAUUUUAUGGGAACAGGCCCUGAAGAACAGAGAGUUGCGGAGACAGGAGCAGGUGUUCAUGGGAAUGGGUAGUAAGCCAUUCAUGAAAAUUCAGCCAGAUGUCCAUGACAGAACCAUCACCUGCUUUCGCCGAGAAGGAGAGACCGAAGGAUUAAAAUCUCCAAAUCUCACAGCACCCAAACACCAAAGUGACACACCGCUGCCACGGCCAGAAUCGAUAAGCUCGACCUCGGGCAGCCAAUCAUCUUCCUCCUCUGGCCGAGGCUCUUUGUCUCCUAGCGGUUUCCAUACAGAUCCAUACGGAUCACGAGUGUAUGGUUCCCCGGGUUCCUGCAGUGCUACAGGAAGGAGUUUCACAACGCCUGCUGGUCCCCAGAUGCAGAAAACGUCACCUGCUCUAUCCAGGAAACAGGGCAUCAGUAGCACAGCCCAUAAAAUACACACGUCUUAUUUCACAGAAGGUUAGACAACGGAUUUGUUCACUGCUUAACGGCGCUGGCAUUUGUUCUGAAUAUACCAUUAAUAUUUCUAAGUAAACAUUCUGCUGAUGCUUAUUCCUUUAUUUUGCACCGAAGUCACAGCGAGAAUAGAACUUUAAUGUAUAUAUAACUAUAAAAACUAUAACUCUGAGACACAACCUUGGAUGAACUAUUAAAACUAAUUAGCUAAAGUCCAAAUGGAUUUGAUUUUCAGAAAUAUUGGCAUCCUUUACCAAAAAUAUUCAUAUCACACACAAUAAUUAGAAAACCUCAAACAGUAGAGAUGAGUCGCCUUUCCUUUUGUGUAAUCAUAUUUUCUUUUCACGUUUUUGCAAAAGUUUUGGCACCCAUAAAGAAUUAUAUAUAAAUAUAUAUAGUCUAUAUGAAGUCUGUUGCUGUCAGCUAAUGUCAUAUCCUGUUGCCGUGGGGAAUUCAUAAAAGGUUCAUAUAAAGCACGCAUGUCAAACCUAUAAGUCAUACAUCACCAUAGCUCAGUGUAAACAUCGCUCAGAAAAAGCCGUCGUGCUGCAAGCCUCAGCUAACUGAUCAUUCCACAGAAUCGUGCAAGAUGACUGAAGGCUACACAGGAAACGAGUCUGAAGCAAUUUCACACAACAAAAAAACAGCAAUGAGUAAAAGCUCAGUCCAUAUAAUAAUUUCAUUUUACUGCUGGAAAUAUUGUUCGCUGAACGAAGAGAUGAUUAAGAAACAUGUUAUUGAAUUUUAUUUAAAAAAAAAAAAAAAGUUCUAUUUUUGCAUGGAGUGAUUUUCUAAAGCCUUUAUAUGUCAGAUUAACAGUUAUUUUACAGAUUUUUUUUUAAACAUUUUUUUUUUUCUAUUUGAAUUAAAAAAAGAAUAAUAAAACACUGUACAUUGCUCUUGUAUAGCAUUUUUCUGCACGUGCGUAACUGAAUCCAUUUGUUGAACACCGUCACGUUUAUUUACUCACAGAAAGCCAAAUGUUUGUGUAAAAGAUUUGAAAUUUAAAAAGUUGUUAAAAAUAAAGUGUUACUGAGUAAAUGA
Messenger RNA from Tachysurus vachellii, 6166 nucleotides. RefSeq names its product puratrophin-1 (gene quoa). NCBI's taxonomy places the organism in Eukaryota, Metazoa, Chordata, Actinopteri, Siluriformes, Bagridae. The transcript has 21 exons. The record is from RefSeq and is a predicted model, not a curated record. Bases 172 to 5130 code for a protein of 1652 amino acids. Gene Ontology annotation, molecular function: guanyl-nucleotide exchange factor activity.